AUGUACAUAAUAAUCCUUAAAUACAGCGAAAAUGGGCAGCUCUUAUGUCUGUGUAUCUUAUUCAUAUUUUACCUGCAUGAGCAAAUACAGCUAGUACAGGCCUCAAAGUGCAGACCAAAUAUUGUUUGUCCAGAUCAACAUUGCUGUCAUGGAGGAAGAAGAUGUUGCAAUCCCAAGCUGUACCACAUAUGGUGGUUUUGGUUUGGCGUGGUGGUGGCGUUGUUCCUGACAUUGAUUUGUAUAAUAGCAUGUCAAAGGCGGAGACAAAUGAGGAGGGAAUAUACCCGUAUUGAUUCCCCUGUAUACGGAGGGACCGCAUCGCCCCCAGGUCACUCUCU
Messenger RNA from Saccostrea cuccullata (small rock oyster), 338 nucleotides. RefSeq lists its product as uncharacterized. NCBI's taxonomy places the organism in Eukaryota, Metazoa, Mollusca, Bivalvia, Ostreida, Ostreidae. The transcript is spliced from 4 exons. The record is from RefSeq and is a predicted model, not a curated record. The annotation marks the transcript as partial.